UCCACACUUCUCGCGAGAGUCAGAUACCGGAAGUGUUCAGACGUCUCAUGUGAUCUCGCUGGAGUAGCUAUGUCAAAAUAAUUGUUGUUUUCACAGGACGGUUCGUUGAAGAACUUCACGCUUUUAGCCAAAAAGGACGUGUACAAGAUGCAGAACGUGAUAAACACGGUGAAAGGCACGGCUCUCGGUGUGGCGGAGUUUCUCACUCCGGUGUUGAAGGAAUCGAAAUUCAAAGAGACUGGAGUCAUCACACCGGAAGAGUUCGUAGCAGCUGGAGAUCACUUGGUUCACCAUUGCCCCACAUGGAAAUGGGCCGCUGGGGAAGAAGUCAAGGUGAAACCAUAUUUGCCACAGGAUAAACAGUUUCUCCUGACACGCAAUGUUCCCUGUUACAAGCGUUGUAAACAGAUGGAGUACUCCGAUGAGCUGGAAGCCAUCAUAGAGGAGGACGAUGGAGAUGGGGGCUGGGUGGACACUUACCACAACUCAGCAGGUGUGUUAGGAGUCACGGAUGCUGUGCGAGAAAUUUCACUGGACAAUAAUAAGGACAAGAAUAUGAAUGCCAAAUCUGCAGCACGUUGUGACGAAGAUGACGAUGAAGAUGACGAUGAAGAUGGAGAAGCGGCAGAUAUGGAAGAGUACGAGGAAAGUGGCUUGUUGGAAACCGAUGAGGCGACCUUGGACACCAGUAAAAUGGUUGAAACCAAAGCCAAAGCAGAUCCUGGGUGUGAAGACGCCAUCCUCCAGACUAGAACAUAUGACCUGUACAUCACAUAUGAUAAAUACUAUCAGACCCCUCGACUCUGGCUGUUUGGAUAUGAUGAAGACAGGCAACCGCUGUCUGUAGAACAGAUGUACGAGGACAUCAGCCAGGACCAUGUGAAGAAGACGGUCACCAUUGAGAAUCACCCCCACCUUCCUCCCCCUGCCAUGUGCUCUGUCCACCCCUGCAGACAUGCUGAAGUGAUGAAAAAGAUCAUUGAGACUGUGGCAGAAGGGGGAGGAGAGCUAGGAGUGCAUAUGUAUCUUCUGAUUUUCCUCAAGUUCGUCCAGGCUGUCAUUCCCACAAUAGAAUAUGACUACACGAGACACUUCACCAUGUAGCUUCGUAGAUCUGCCUCUGCUGAUGCGACAUUGGGAAAGAUCGGCUUUUCUGCCUCUGUGUUGAGAUUCUAUCUGGUCUGGUCUGAUUACAACCAGUUUGUGGAGUGUUUUUGUAUUACUCUGAGACACUUUGCGGUGGCUGCAGGACAUGGGGAAUGUUGGAGGUAUGUGACAAAACUGUCUGUUAAAGGAACAGUCUGACAUUUUUGGGAAACAGACUUGUUAAAAAGAGCAAUAUCAGUUUAAUCUGUGUGCAUCCAGUGCAGAGGAUAAACGUGUUGCUAGCCUAGCUGUGGCGUGAAAAGUGCACCUUUCAAAGCUGUCUUAUUUAAAUGUUGUAUCAUUUUAGGGCUGUGUGGAGUCUGCAUGUUCUCCCCGUGUUGGCGUGGGUUUACUCCGGGUGCUCCGGUUUCCUCCCACAGUCCAAAGACACACAGGUUCAUUGUUGACUCUAAAUUGCCUGUAGGUGUGAAUGUGAGCGUGACUGGUUGUCUGUUUCUAAGUGUGAGAGUCUGGUGACCUGUCCAGGGUGUACUUUUGACAAAGCUGGCUAGUACUUUCCUCCUACUUCCAGUCUUUGUGCUAAGCUAAGCUAAGCCAACCACGUCCUGGACACACAGAAAUGAAACUGAUAUCCAUCUUUUCAUCGGAGUAAGACUGAGUCAAAAUCGUCCCAAAAGUUGGACUGUACCUCUGAUGUUUCUCUACAGGUUUAACGUUGUGACCACAAUGUGGUGAGCUCUCACAAAGUUCUUGUUAAUUAUACAAAACUCACCCCAUUCCACACUGCUUAGCUGCUUGAAAUGUAAGAAAAAUAAAUGAAACCCUGGUCUUUUCAAAGCGUCAGCUGCUUGCGUUAUUAGAAAAUGAGACAGGUUACAGCAGAACAAGCUGGUUUUAUCAGAGCUUUUUCACUGAAAACAGCUGCCUGCCACUGCUGGAAACCAGGUUGAUGAGAAAGGUGAACAAGUUGUGGGCCAUAAAAUCAAAACCAUUAGCAUGCCCUUCACUGCCUCUAGUCAUCUGUUUAUGUACAUCCUUUAAUUGUACAACUACAAAUAAUAUUCAAAAGAUGUUGGCUAUUGGUAGGAAAUGUAUGUUUUAUUGCUAAAAUCACUGUCUAAAUGUACCUGACAGCAGCAUUGAUAGAAGCCUCUCUGCAGUGCUUAUUAUUGCUUCCAUUCUGACGCACCUUGCAGAAGGCAACCCCAUUAUUGUAAAUCAGCUCUCUAUGCCAGUUUGUCUUAAUACUUCAUUCUCUGAAUGUGUUGAUGACCAGGUCUUUUCAUUCACCCAUGGUGGUUGGCUCAUACGCUUUUUUUGUGUUUUACUUCUCCCUCCUCUGUAGCUUGUGUCAGGACCUUGAGAUGUGAUGUAACACUACCUAUUGUGUCUAAGAGCUAUGUGAAGGUCGGCGCUAUCUAUUGUGCAGCAAUAUCACAUUAUUGUCACAAGCCUCUCUGUGUACUUCAAUAAACCCUUCCAUGAAUUUCUGGUCUAUUCUGUUGAUAAGAUUUUGAAUUAUAAACUAUAUUUGGCUCAUCGCAGUAACACAUGUCUGACAGUACAACUAAAUAAAGUACCUUCUUCGGUAAUCCUCGCUCUACUUUCCUUGUUUUCCUGAUGAUUGGAUAAAAUAUACACUCUGUACUGCCUGAUGGCCCAGUCUCCUGAUACAUGAAUCAAUAAAGAUUAUCCCAAUUAUUGCAAACUGAA
Molecule: messenger RNA, 2820 nt
Organism: Sebastes umbrosus (honeycomb rockfish)
Lineage: Eukaryota; Metazoa; Chordata; Actinopteri; Perciformes; Sebastidae
Gene: atg3
Product: autophagy related 3
Exons: 12
Coding region: 148-1104 (318 amino acids)
Biological process (GO): autophagy of mitochondrion; autophagosome assembly; nucleophagy
Cellular component (GO): cytoplasmic ubiquitin ligase complex; cytosol
Molecular function (GO): Atg8-family ligase activity
Source: RefSeq, a predicted model, not a curated record